AGCUGAUAUUAUGUAUAGUACUGGAUAUUUACCAGAUACUAGAUCAAUAAUUGUAGUCCAAAUGUGCAGUAGUCUGUCUUCUUGAUUCCCCUGAUUCUCAGUUAAGAUGGGUGAAGGCUACCAGCCAAUAGAAGAUAGUUAUGAGACGGAUGUCUCUCCUUCAUCAGGACAGGAAAAUGGAGUCUCCCACGAUUUCGAGAUGAAGAUGGAAGAACUUGACGAGGAAGGGAGGUUCAAGUUAUUUUCAAAGAUUACACUCUCUUGGAAGGAUGUCUCAGUCGCCGCUAAUCUUGCUCCUAGUCUAUUUGAACGGUGCAAGAAGACUGAUAAACCUACAUCUAAAGAGAUACUGAAAGGAGUAUCAGGCCUGGUAGAACCAGGUCAGUUUGUAGCGAUAAUGGGCGCUAGUGGGGCUGGCAAAACCACUCUCCUCAACACACUGGCUUGCAGGAACAGCAAAUCCAUCUCUACUUCAGGUACAAUAAAAAUAAACGGUAAAGAGAUUUCCCAAUCCAAGAUGAAGUUAGUAAGCGCGUACGUGCAGCAAGAAGACUACUUUAUAGGAACAAUGACAGUCAAGGAAGUAAUGAUGUUUCAUGCAAAUUUACGGAUGGAUCCUAAAAUUUCCGCCGAGGAGAAGCUGAAAAAAGUUGAAGAUAUUUUGGUGAUACUGGGGCUCACAAAAGCUCAAGAUACUUUAGUUGGAUUUCCUACCGGCAAAUUACGAGGCAUUUCAGGUGGAGAGAAAAAAAGAUUAUCUGUGGGAACGGAGCUUAUAAUGGACCCUCCCCUUCUCUUUAUAGACGAGCCUACAUCUGGGCUAGACUCUUUUAUGGCUGAGAACGUGGUCACAUUGAUUAGUAAACUUGCUAAAGCUAACAGGACGAUACUCUGCACUAUACACCAACCAGCUUCAGAGAUAUUUCAACUCUUCGACAGGAUAUGUCUGGUGUCGGAGGGAGAGAUAGCGUACAUGGGAGACACAGCUUCAGGACUAGAUACCUUCAGCUCGGCUGGAUAUCCCUGUAAAGAUAACUUUAAUCCAGCAGAUCACUUCGUGUUUACCCUGGCUAUACGCCCGGGCAGCGAGGAGACCUGUAGGGAGAGAUGUCAGCAUCUUAUAAAGCAUUACAAACACUCCCAGUUCUACAGCAGUAUGAGGGACAAACUAGACUCAUCUUCGGAUAACGCUCCUCUAGUUCUUAUCAAGGAUCUCAGCAAGGAACGUAUUCAGUCCUCUUUGUGGGUACAAGUAGUGGAGAACUUUAGAAGAAGUCUAACAGGGACAGUCAGGAAUCCUGCUUACAGCAAAGCUAGAGUCAUGCAGUCCAUAGUGAUCGGGUUACUGAUGGGACUGACCUUCCUGAACACACAAAAUGACCAAAAUGUAGCACAGAACAAGUCGGGAGCUCUGUUCAAUCUGAUAGUUUAUUUUACCUUUAACAGCAUCGCAACUCAAACCAUGUCAAUACCAGGCGAAUUGCCGGUGAUAAAAAGAGAGUACCAAAACGGGAUGUACUCAACUUUACCAUACUUCAUAUCCAAAAUAAUUUCUGAGUUACCAUUUGUGUUCGGGCUGCCAUUUGUUACCAUGGCAAUAUGUUACUUCAUGAUAGGAUUCAAGAAGACGUUUGUUGCGUUCUUGACCAAUGUAGCAGCGUACGGAGGGGUGUCGUGGGUGGGGACUGGCCUAGGCUGGCUGGUGGCUACUUGGACUGGAGACAGUAAUAUUGCUGGAGCUCUCAUAGCACCUCUUAUAAUGCCCUUCUUCCUUAUCGGGGGCUUCUAUCAAAACGACCAGUCGACGCCAGUCUUUUUGGAACCUAUUAAGUACGUUUCUUGGUUUCGUUACGGAUUCAGUAUGAUGAUGUCAAACGAAUUCAGUGACUCUCAAAUAAGUUGUGAUAGGGACCGGUGUGACUUUGUAAACGGCACUGACGUUUUGGAAAGGUUUUCUCUAAGCCCCGAGGAGGUGUGGUGGCCUAACAUGGUAGCCUUGGUAACGAUAGGAGGUGUCCUCUGCUUGCUCUCCUGGACCUGUCUGGUUUGCCGCGUCAGGAGAUAGAACACAGACUAGUAGUAAUUAGUAAACUAGUAGCUGAAAGUUGUAGUGCUACAGACUAGUAGUAGACUAGUAGCUGAGAGUUGUAGUGCUACAGACUAGUAGUAGACUAGUAGCUGAGAGUUGUAGUGCUACAGACUAGUAGUAGACUAGUAGCUGAGAGUUACUACAAAGUAGUGAGAUUAUUGCUACUAGAAGUGUAUUCCUAGUGUAUUACUAGUAGUAGUAUUAGCGCAUAGGUAUCAUCGGUACCUAUAUACCUAUAUACUAUAUACUACUUCUAUUUGUAGCAGCUAUAAUCCUAUCUGUCUGAACGGGAUACAAGGAGAGACUUAUUUAGAUGUACAAUAUACAUUAAAUGAACAUUAAAUGUACAUUAAAUGGAUUUGUUUCACUUACAUAUAUAUGUAUAAAAUUUGGAUAUGUAUAUAUUAUUCUAGGUAAACUAUAGGUAAAAAUAUAAUAUUAAUCAUAAGCUAAAAUGUACUAAUCUUUGUAUUCU
Bolinopsis microptera is the source of this 2564-nucleotide messenger RNA. RefSeq names its product protein white-like. The record is from RefSeq and is a predicted model, not a curated record. Gene Ontology annotation, cellular component: plasma membrane. The coding region runs from base 107 to 2065 and encodes 652 amino acids. Gene Ontology annotation, molecular function: ABC-type transporter activity; ATP hydrolysis activity; ATP binding. NCBI's taxonomy places the organism in Eukaryota, Metazoa, Ctenophora, Tentaculata, Lobata, Bolinopsidae. The transcript has 16 exons. Gene Ontology annotation, biological process: transmembrane transport.